AUGGCACGCGUAACACCAGAACUGAACGACGAGUGGGAGGUGGCAGCGAUAUCCACCCGGUACCUUGACGAGGUCAUGCACAGACAAACGCGCGCCAUUGUACUGAUGAACGGCCAGUCCUGGUGUAUAGACGACCCUGAUGUAGCGAUAGUCGUACUAGAUUAUAGCUCCGGCAACCCCCAACUCAUGUGGGCGCUGCAGCUAGUAUUGGCAGCGCCAUACCCGCUGGUAGAGAUGGACGAAUUGUUCGUUGUUACGGGGCCUGAGGGGGCAGAAGCAAGCCGGCUGACAGCAAUGAGGCGCAAUGAGUGUUGUGUGACUAUAGAUAACCGGCGGAGAAAGUUCCUACUAGUCACGGCGUCAGGGGAGGCGACACUGGGUAUAGGCGGUGUUGAGAUGCCCGUUGCCGGGCUCAAUAGGGAAAGGGAGCCAGAGGCACCUUUCUCACAGCCAAUAGGGGGACUAUUAACGGCAUGCCUGGAGAGAAUACUCCGGUCCCCGACACCAUUGAAAGUCACUAUGGAACAGUGGCUUUCGACGCGUAUGACAUCGCCAAACGUAGACUGGGCUUUGAUCGACGAGCUGGUUGCCUGGCUGACAAUGCGCUUCGUCCCGCAGCCCGAAGUGCUGCGCGACGAGGCGGGAGGCGCAGAGACGCAAUGGCUACCACCUGCAUACGCAAAUCCAGCGUAUGCAACGCACGGACUGCCGGAGUGUACGACACACCCGGAUGAAAGCAACUUCUACUAUCACGACCACGCCACGACGUUCACGGAUAACGUGUUCGUCACAAAGGCGUUGGCUAACACGGCUCCGGCUCUAAGGGUAGGGGCGUGGACGAACGAAGCCGAAUUGAUCACGGGGCUAGGGAUCGCAACCUACGUUCAUAGUGAACGGGGGGCUUCGUCGAGUGAGGAGGGUACUGCAAUGGCGUUGGACGACGUGGAGCGCGCCAUGUUGAAGAGGCGCCUCUACGAGGAAUGGAAGCGGGGGGUGGGUAUAGGGGACCAAGCCGUCAGUCCCGAGAUGAUGGGUAACGAUCGUGCCUUUUGGGACACGAUCGUCUACGGGACGGGAGAAGAGUCAGACUCCGUGUCGGCCGUCGGGGAGUACGCGCUGGGAAUUGCAAACAGAGCCCAGCUGUCGUGGGAGGCUAACGCUCAGGCGGGUGGCGUUAUGACCACACUAACGGUGUCCGCCGUAUCCAACCUUGAGGUGGCAUACUUAACCCAAGGUAAGGGAUGGCACGCGCCGCUGCGAGCGUCAACAUCAGUGGGGACCUCUACCGCACAUCUCCAUUCUCGCUUGACAAUAGGGCCGCUGCGGGCCAGGCCAGGGAAGGCAGGCCAGGGCGGGGCAGCAGGCCCAGAUACGAAGGAUUUUCAGGACGCGGCGCCCACAUCGCCGCGCGGCGGAGCGCAACGCCGACCAUCUGGCGGCGCAGGAUGCUCAGUAGAUCUCGAGCCAAUAAAAAGAAUGACACCGGACUGGGAGUGGACGACCGCACUAUACAGGAGGAAGCAGAGAGAGUAUAUUGACAAACUCGAGCCUUGCUGCAGCGACAAGGGUUGGGGCGCACCCAUGAAGUGGGGUUUGCCGCUCAAAGGUGACGUGCCCAGGAUGGCACGCGUAACACCAGAACUGAACGACGAGUGGGAGGUGGCAGCGAUAUCCACCCGGUACCUUGACGAGGUCAUGCACAGACAAACGCGCGCCAUUGUACUGAUGAACGGCCAGUCCUGGUGUAUAGACGACCCUGAUGUAGCGAUAGUCGUACUAGAUUAUAGCUCCGGCAACCCCCAACUCAUGUGGGCGCUGCAGCUAGUAUUGGCAGCGCCAUACCCGCUGGUAGAGAUGGACGAAUUGUUCGUUGUUACGGGGCCUGAGGGGGCAGAAGCAAGCCGGCUGACAGCAAUGAGGCGCAAUGAGUGUUGUGUGACUAUAGAUAACCGGCGGAGAAAGUUCCUACUAGUCACGGCGUCAGGGGAGGCGACACUGGGUAUAGGCGGUGUUGAGAUGCCCGUUGCCGGGCUCAAUAGGGAAAGGGAGCCAGAGGCACCUUUCUCACAGCCAAUAGGGGGACUAUUAACGGCAUGCCUGGAGAGAAUACUCCGGUCCCCGACACCAUUGAAAGUCACUAUGGAACAGUGGCUUUCGACGCGUAUGACAUCGCCAAACGUAGACUGGGCUUUGAUCGACGAGCUGGUUGCCUGGCUGACAAUGCGCUUCGUCCCGCAGCCCGAAGUGCUGCGCGACGAGGCGGGAGGCGCAGAGACGCAAUGGCUACCACCUGCAUACGCAAAUCCAGCGUAUGCAACGCACGGACUGCCGGAGUGUACGACACACCCGGAUGAAAGCAACUUCUACUAUCACGACCACGCCACGACGUUCACGGAUAACGUGUUCGUCACAAAGGCGUUGGCUAACACGGCUCCGGCUCUAAGGGUAGGGGCGUGGACGAACGAAGCCGAAUUGAUCACGGGGCUAGGGAUCGCAACCUACGUUCAUAGUGAACGGGGGGCUUCGUCGAGUGAGGAGGGUACUGCAAUGGCGUUGGACGACGUGGAGCGCGCCAUGUUGAAGAGGCGCCUCUACGAGGAAUGGAAGCGGGGGGUGGUGUCCGCCGUAUCCAACCUUGAGGUGGCAUACUUAACCCAAGGUAAGGGAUGGCACGCGCCGCUGCGAGCGUCAACAUCAGUGGGGACCUCUACCGCACAUCUCCAUUCUCGCUUGACAAUAGGGCCGCUGCGGGCCAGGCCAGGGAAGGCAGGCCAGGGCGGGGCAGCAGGCCCAGAUACGAAGGAUUUUCAGGACGCGGCGCCCACAUCGCCGCGCGGCGGAGCGCAACGCCGACCAUCUGGCGGCGCAGGAUGCUCAGUAGAUCUCGAGCCAAUAAAAAGAAUGACACCGGACUGGGAGUGGACGACCGCACUAUACAGGAGGAAGCAGAGAGAGUAUAUUGACAAACUCGAGCCUUGCUGCAGCGACAAGGGUUGGGGCGCACCCAUGAAGUGGGGUUUGCCGCUCAAAGGUGACUUGCCCAGGAUGGCACGCGUAACACCAGAACUGAACGAUGAGUGGGAGGUGGCAGCGAUAUCCACCCGGUACCUUGACGAGGUCAUGCACAGACAAACGCACAAAAAGUUCAGAGACAUACCAAUUCAGAAACAGCUAUAA
This is a messenger RNA of Arctia plantaginis, 3177 nucleotides long. Lineage: Eukaryota; Metazoa; Arthropoda; Insecta; Lepidoptera; Erebidae. The record is from the annotation of a GenBank genome assembly.